Messenger RNA from Acanthosepion pharaonis, 1314 nucleotides. The record is from the annotation of a GenBank genome assembly. NCBI's taxonomy places the organism in Eukaryota, Metazoa, Mollusca, Cephalopoda, Sepiida, Sepiidae.
AUGGCUUCGCGUUCCGGACCUAAGGGUAUGGACAGGGCUCUCCAGUCCAAGGUGCUCUCAAAAUACGAUACGACUUCAGAACAAGAAAUCCGCAAUUGGAUUAAACAGUUGACUGGUGAUGAGGUCGGCACUGGAGCAUAUGAAGUUGAAAAAUCUCUUCGAAGCGGUGUAGUCCUGGUCAAAAUGAUGCAAAAGUUAUACGAGGGAACACCUGACAACGAACUUCCUUCGGGUGCGAAAGCAGUGAAUUUGAAGUUUAACAACACUUCAACGCCUUUCAAACAGAUGGAAAACAUUGAAACUUUCUUGAAAGCUUGCAAGGCUUACGGUGUCCCAGAUAACAGUUGCUUCCAAACUGUGGAUCUAUUCGAAGGUCGUAACAUGGCAAUGGUUGUUGCUACCAUCUUGCAGUGUGGAACUGAGGCCCAGCGCCUUAGUUUCCAGGGACCUGUUUGCGGCCCAAAACCUACCGAGAAGCAUGUUGUUAGUUUCACUGAUGAACAGCUGAGAGCUGGAGAAGGAAUCAUUGGUCUCCAGGCUGGCACAAACAAAUGUGCCAGUCAGAUUGGUAUGAAGAUCGGCGGCGUACGACAUAUCGCUGACAUCAGGGCCGACAAUCUUGACAAGACUGGCAAUGCAGUCAUUUCUUUGCAAGCUGGUACCAAUAAAUAUGCCAGUCAGAAAGGCAUGUCCUUUGGAGCUGUACGACAUGUGGCUGACAUCAGGGCUGACGAUAUACAGCAAAACUCCCAUGGCCAUAUCGGUCUCCAAAGUGGGACGAACAAGUGUGCCAGCCAGGCCGGCAUGAUGGGCUUUGGUGCAGUCCGCCACAUUAGUGACAUCAGAGCCGAUGACAUGGACAGGGAAGGACAGUCCGUGAUUGGUCUUCAGGCUGGUAGCAACAAGGGUGCUAGCCAAAAGGGUAUGGUCAUUGGAGCUGUUCGUCACGUAGCCGAUAUUCGAGCAGACGAUCAUGUGAAAGAAGCUGAAGGAGUGCUCAGUCUCCAGGCUGGUACCAAUCAAUUUGCAAGCCAGAAAGGCAUGACAUGUUUUGGUGCAGUUCGCCACAUUGCUGACAUCAGGGCUGAUGACAUGAACAAAGACAGCGAGGGAUCUCUCAGCCUGCAGGCCGGUACCAACAAAUUUGCCAACCAGAGCGGUAUGAGUUUUGGAGCUGUACGUCACGUCGCCGACAUCAGAUGUGACGAUAUUUCCGAGGAUGGCAAAGCGACGAUCAAUUUGCAGUAUGGUAAUCCCAAGGGAGCUAACCAACGUGGUAUGAACAUUGGUAAAGCACGACAUAUUUGUGAUUGA